AUGACUGUGACAGGGGAUUCUGGUUCCGCAGAUCAACUUAUUUCACAGAAGGUUCACGCAGUGCUCGAAGAGCUAAAGCAUCUUAGCGACCUAACGCAGGAGGAACUUGAUUGGUGUGAUGCGACUACCGUCAAGCGCUACCUGCGAGCACGCAAUGGUCAUGUACAUAAGGCUGCGCGCAUGCUCCACGGGACACUGAAAUGGCGCCAGGAGUUUGGUGUUGGCACCCUCCGUUUGGAUGAGUUCCGGGGUGGCCGCCAACUCGGCAGCGGCCGCAUGUACACCGCUGGGAAUGACCCCGCCGGACGCAGCAUACUGGUCACCCGCAAGCGCUCCGACGCGUUCCAGGCCGGCGAGCAUUCGGCCUACCUGCGCUUUCUCGUGUUUACGUUGGAGACAUGCGUGAGAGCCAUGAAGGGCGGUCAGGAGAAGUGGGUUUGGCUAAUGGACAUGCGAGGCUACAGCCGGGCCAACUCCCCGCCGAUAACCCCUUGCCUCUUCCCUUCGUACCCGGACACCCGCAACCAUUUAGAUGUCGCCAUGGCCACACUGCGCAUUCUGUCGGACCACUUCCCGGAGCGUCUGCACCGCUGCUUCUUCAUCGACGCACCGUCCCUCUUCAGCUUCUUGUUCAGCGCGCUGUGGCCCUUCGUCGACCCCGUCACGCGGCAAAAGAUCGUGUUUGUGGCCUCGAAGGAUUACGCCAAGCAGAUUGAGGCGGUGGAGGCGGCGGGCUCGGAUGAAGGGCAGCGGGAUGCGGCGCUGCGGGCAGCUGCUUGCGCCAAGGAUCCCGACGCUUUCUGCAAGUAG
Molecule: messenger RNA, 810 nt
Organism: Volvox carteri f. nagariensis
Lineage: Eukaryota; Viridiplantae; Chlorophyta; Chlorophyceae; Chlamydomonadales; Volvocaceae
Exons: 6
Coding region: 1-810 (269 amino acids)
Source: RefSeq, a predicted model, not a curated record